AUGACAACGAGAUAUAAUGAUGACGAUGAUAGUGAGACAGAUGAGGAGGAUAUAGAUGGAUGGAUGGAAAUUGACGAUCAAAUCAGAUUUGUCCCAGCUAGCAAGUCAAGCAUUGAAGCAGCCUUGAAGAACGUUUCUGGUUUGGGCAACAACAGUGAAUGUGCGAUUUGCCUUGAAAAGAUAAAGGGCGAGGAAUUAGCUAAGAGCAUGCCCUGCGGUCAUGUGUACCAUGGAGACUGCAUUGUUGAAUGGCUGGAGACGAGUCACUUGUGUCCAUUGUGUCGCUAUGCCAUGCCAAUUGAUGAAUCCCAUUAA
Durio zibethinus is the source of this 315-nucleotide messenger RNA. Lineage: Eukaryota; Viridiplantae; Streptophyta; Magnoliopsida; Malvales; Malvaceae. The record is from RefSeq and is a predicted model, not a curated record.